Myripristis murdjan (pinecone soldierfish) is the source of this 3771-nucleotide messenger RNA. RefSeq names its product dixin-like. The transcript has 21 exons. The record is from RefSeq and is a predicted model, not a curated record. Gene Ontology annotation, molecular function: protein binding. Bases 149 to 2071 code for a protein of 640 amino acids. NCBI's taxonomy places the organism in Eukaryota, Metazoa, Chordata, Actinopteri, Holocentriformes, Holocentridae. Gene Ontology annotation, cellular component: cytosol. Gene Ontology annotation, biological process: canonical Wnt signaling pathway.
UAACGGGGAUUGCCUCGUUCCACAAUUGUCUUGGUUUGUUGACGUUUGCUCAAAUACAGCAGCAGCUAGUAACGGGAGGUCUGCCCUCAUUGUCCGGCCAUAGCGACUGCCCAUACGAGAGUCAGUAAAUGGGUUUUCGUGUAAAAAGAUGAUCGCCUCACUUUCGAAAAGGAGCUUGCUGGAUGAUGUUCUUCAUGAGGGCUUUAACGAGCAGCAGCUUGCAGCCUAUGUUUCGUGGGUGAAUGCUCAGCUGAAGAGGAAACCGGGGCUGAAACCUGUCACUGACCUCAGGCAUGAUCUCCAGGAUGGGGUGGUGCUCAUACACCUCAUAGAGAUAGUUGCCGGGGAAGCCCUGGAGGGAGUGAAUUUUGUUCCACAGAGCAGAGAAGAAAGCAGGAUGAAUGUAGAGCGAGUCCUGCAGUUCAUUUCCUCCAGACACAUACGAAUGCCCCACAUAUCCGCAAGAGACAUUGUCGACGGUAAUCUGAAAUCUGUGAUGAGGAUCAUUCUGGCACUGGCUGCCCACUUUAAACCAACAGCCAAUCACAGGGCUGCCUCUGGAAAUGGGCGGAGUUUGACGAGAGCCUCUGCCAACCACUACCCUCUGUCCGCGGUCGCACUUGCACAGGGCGCCGCUGCUGCACUGGCAUCAGCACGACUCGAUGCCUCACAGCCGGCACGAGCCACACACCUCCGCAGUGCAUGGGGGUUGGAUGAGGAGAGGAGUGUGUGUGUACGUGCGCUGGUGAAGCAGUACGAGAGAGGCGCUCCGGAUGAGCCAGACACUUCUCAAUCUGGCAGUCUUAGCUCUGUAAGCCCUAUUUCGUCCCCAAGAGCGCCCCCCAGCUGCCAUGCAGAGGACAGACAGCAGCAGGAGAGCCAGCAACAGGAAAACUUAGAGGAGUCACCUGUUGUUGCAGUGACGCCCCUUUGGGAGGACUCUCUCAGUGAAGCUUUGGAGAAGGAAAUGCAGGAGACACGUAAAAUGGUGUCAGCUUUACAGGCUCUGCUGCUGCACGGCUCGCUGCCUGAGGACGAGCAGGACCUGACUCUGAGUCUGGAAGAUGGCAGCACUGAACAGCAGCUGGUAGUCAUUCGCAGCCGUUUGGACCAGAGCAUGGAGGAGGCUCAGGAGCUAAAGAGGGAACUGUUGCGCUGUAAGCAGGAGAUGAGAAACCUGCAAGGAGUCAAGGAGGCCCAGCAGCAGAGACUGUGUGCUCAGGAGGCCUCAAUACUGCAGAUGAAGCAAGAACUGCUCAGAGCCGACAUGGCCAAAGAUGAGCUCAACAACCAGAAUGCAGAGCUGCAGUGGAAGCUGGAGGAAUGCAACAGGCUGUGGGGUGAAUGCAAGAAGGAGAUGGGACAGAAAGACAGACUACUGCAGCAACACAAACACAAGCUGGAAGAAAGCCAAAAGCAGCAGAGUGAAAUGAAAAGAGAAUUGGAACAUAAAAGCAGUUUGUUGCAGGAACUGGCGGGUCAGGAUCUGCAGCAGAUUCCUGCUGACACUGACAACAAUGGAUACUCUUACUCUGGCAAACCAGCUCCCUCUGUAUCAGGGCAGGCGGAGGAAGUGCAGCUGCUCAAAGAUGCACUCAAGAGUUUGAGGAACAACUUCAGAGAGCACGACCCCCAGCACCACACGCUCGACACCCUGGAGCAGGGCAUAGCAUCGCUCGUAGACAGACUGCAUGUUUUACAUACAUACCGGGGAAGGGGGAAGUCUCCAAGACGUAAAACUGCACAUACAGAUUCUGACUCCUGGCCUUCCACAAAGGUUUCUCAUCCUCAUAGCAGCCCCUCUGCCUUCACUAAAAUUCUUUAUUUCACUGGCCAAUCCCCAAAGCCCUCUAUGAUCAACAUACCGAAGAGGCUUGGUGAGGUGACUCUCAAGGACGUUAAGGCAGCUGUAGAUCGGGAGGGAAACUUCAGAUACCACUUCAAGGCCCUGGACCCCGAGUUUGGCACGGUUAAGGAAGAGGUUUUCCUGGACGGGGCAAUCGUUCCUGGCUGGGAAGGAAAGAUUGUGGCCUGGGUGGAAGAGGAUCAUGGAGAGGAAAGACCAUUGUAGGUUCAAGCUGAGGAGCCUUGACAGCCUUUGCUUGUUCCUGGUUACUGUAAGCCCAGACACUGCAACAGCCACGGAGAAAGGGUGAUGUGGACAGAGAUUUAUUAGCAAGAUAAUACUUGUCAGGUAUUAUCUUGCUAGAGAUUUGGCUCGACCAGAUGAUACUACUGCCCUACUCACUGUGAAAACGGUGUUCAUCUGUGACUCACAUCUGGAAUAAGUUACAGUUCAGUGCCUUACUAAGGAAAUGUUAUUUCCAUGUGCAUAUUUGUGAGUGUGUGCUCUAGAGUGGACCAUAAAGUAUGUUUUUGUCCUUGUUCCCUCAGCCAGGAUUACAAUCAGUGACUACAUGUAUAUGCAAACUGCAUUGUAAUGUGAUUAUCAAAAACUGGACUUAGUGGUAGCUGGAAACAUUACUUCUGAAUGACUGAUUAUUAAGUCACAAUAGCUUCAGUUGGAUUGGCACAAGUGGAGCGACUCUAGUCCAGGCCUGAAGAUCAUAUGAGGGCUGUUGAUAGUUUAUUAGUCAGCUUUCAACCAUUAGUGUCCUCUAUCCUCCUUCAGCUUUCCCUCAGAGAGAAUACCACUGAAUGUCAACUCAGACAUACUGUAUGUUGUUUUUAGCGCUUUUGUAUGUCAAACUGUGGCACUAUAUAUAACAGACAAAAAAGAAAGAAAAAAUUUCUGCAGCCACUAAUCUGUGAAGUCACACCAAUUUACAGUAUAACUCCACAGAGGAUGAAAAAUUGAUGGUGACACUUUCCAAGAACAUUAUCUAGGGAUAACUGUAAAUUCUCUUGUUUAGAGCAAAUAACAUAAUACAUAAUGCAUACAAUAAUAGUAACAUAAUACAAAAGUCAUUAGGAUAGAAAAACUCAAACUUUGCACGAGUCCUCAAAGUUCCCCUUCACGUCUAAUAAGACACUGUAGGCUAUGCAAGAGUGUGACAUCACUGAUUAUCAUCUUGUUUCUCACAAUUAUUAUCUUACAAUAUGGCAGAUGUAGGAUAAAUGUUAACUAACCGAACCACCCAACACAUAAACACAAAUUUAUCAGUAGUUUUCCCUUCAAAAGCACACAAGACCCAGUGUUAAAAUUAAAAUAGUGUUACAAACAGCUGAACAGGUGAAGUGCUUGAUGUAAUUAAUUCACAUAUGGGUGGGAAUCGCCAGAUCUGUUAUUGUAGCCUACAGUAAACCAUUUCACAAAACAGAGGUCAUAGCACACUAUGCAAAAACAGUCUCACUCUGGCAUUCACGUGGUCUAAUACAGAUACUGCCGUUUGAAAAACCUGUGGCACUGCAGGCCGGUGAUGCCAACUGAACUUUGAGAGUCUGCAUUUGUAGAGAAUAUUUUACAAAGCAUCUGUGCCUGUGCCACAACAAACAAGAACAUACUCCCAAGAUAGUUUGAACGUAACUGGGCGAAUGUAUCUGUGCACAUGAGUUUGUCUUGUCACAAAGGUUUUAUGCUUUUGUUGAUGGCUAAACAAUUUUUGUCUGUAUUUUGCAGUCGAGUGAAGCACAAUUUACCACUUGGCUCUUUUUGAGGGUGGUAAUGUGCAUAGCAUAGCAAUUAAUAAUGAGAAGAAAAAAGGAGAUAAUAUUUAUUUAUGUAGCACAUUUCAAAAUAGAGUUAGGAAGUGCUUCACCAACUAAGAAAAGCAGCAAUGACAGUGUAAAAAAAAAAAAAAAAAAAAAAAA